Molecule: messenger RNA, 693 nt
Organism: Jatropha curcas
Lineage: Eukaryota; Viridiplantae; Streptophyta; Magnoliopsida; Malpighiales; Euphorbiaceae
Source: RefSeq, a predicted model, not a curated record
AUGUGUAGUAGUAUGGAGGAGGAGGUGAGGGUGAUGGUGCUGGUGGUGACUUAUAAUAGUAUGGAGGAGGUGGAGACUUUUUAGGUGGAGGAGGUGAUGUAUAGUGGUAUGGAGGUGGUGGGGAGGGGGAUGGAGGUGGUGGUGACUUAUAGUAGUAUGGAGGAGGUGGAGACUUUUUUGGUGGAGGAGGUGAGGUAUAGUGGUAUGGAGGUGGUGGAGAGGGAGAUGGAGGAGGAGGGGACUUGUAGUAGUAUGGAGGAGGUGGAGAUUUCUUUGGAGGAGGAGGUGAUGUAUAAUGGUAUGGAGGAGGUGGAGAUUUCUUUGGAGGAGGAGGUGAUGUAUAGUGGUAUGGAGGUGGUGGAGAGGGAGAUGGAGGAGGUGGGGACUUGUAAUAAUAUGGUGGAUGCUCUAUAUGCUUGGGUGGAGGCGGAGAAGCAUACAUAUAAGGCUUAUCAGCCACCACACUGGUGGCUACUAGGCAGAAGACUAUAGCAUGAAUCAUUUUAGAAAAAUGCCCGGGCUGCUCUUCCCGGGUUCCCAUCUUUGAUUAGAGAAGUAUUGUUUUGUGUAUUUGCAUGGUGAGGCAAAAACCCUAUAUAUACUGGUUUCUCCAAUCGUAAGUAUACUUGUUUAAUCAUUAUUACAGCCUGGAGUAGACCAGUAAAACAUAAAAAAAUCCAGUCUUUUUCUCAA